UGGAGUCACUAGUUUAGAUUGAAAAGAAAGUUACCAUUAGGUUGCCAUUGGUUACAAUAGAGCGUAUGGAUAUCUUUCUGAGCCUGUCUUCUCGUCUCGUCUUUAAGGUAGCUGAUGCUGAAGAACGUGGGGGCUGCUUAUAGCGGGCAGGGGGCGGAGCUACAAGGCGCACGAGCACUGCCUACCGAAUCGCGAGAGACACAAAGAGAGAGAGAGAGAAAGAGAGAGAGAACUUGAGGCUAGUUGAUGCUCGGGCCGGUUGGAGGGAGGCGAAUAAAACUCGCACGAGGACCUGUUCUCGUCACAUCUCCGUUAGUGUGAAACGUGCAUCAUAUCGCGCAUCAGAUAGGCUAAUCAAGCAUCUUUCAUAUAUAUAUGUAUAUAUAUAAAACAACAACAACAACAACAACGACGUCAUAGUAAAAUAUAGUUAUCAGACCGCGCAAACGGAGUCUCUUCGCCUCUGCGCCUUUGUUCACUUGUCUCCUGCUCGCGCGCAGCGUCGUCUCCUGCACUGUCCUCCGAGAGGACACUUUUUUUCCUCUCUUAUCAAUGUCAAGCAUCCGGUCAGCGUAAGCUUUUUUUUUCUUUUUUUUUUUUUCCCGCGUCCAUCCCGAAACGCCGGAGGAGGAGGAGGAGGAGGAAGGGGGUGUCUGUGCAGGAUUGGUUUAAACGCAAAGGGAAGACAUGGGGACGCGGUGCAUGCCAUGGAUUCUGACUUACACGCCGCGUGCACAGUCCACGCGCAUCAGCACCGUGGUCGCAGCUUGAGCGCGUGCUCCGUUUUCCUUUUCCCCCACACGUCCGGGAUGGUGGUGUCAGUGCUGUGAGUGACGGGGAGCCGCACACACCGGAUCGAGACGAACCGGACAAAACACUUGCACACAGAGAGAGAGAGAGAGAGAGAGGGAGAAAGAGAGAGAGAGACGGGUCGAAGGGAGACGUAUUGAUAAGAAGGGAUUAUGGCGCUCGCCGCGCUCGCGCUUUUUCUGCUCGCGCUCACCUGUGCGAACUUUUACCUGGCGCGCGCGAGCCGGCACGCGGUGCACUGGAACAGCUCCAAUAUCCAUCUGCGGAGGGAGGGCUACACGCUGAAGGUGAACGUCAAUGAUUACCUGGACAUCUACUGUCCUCACUACAACGUGAGCCAGCGAGGCGUGGCUGAGCAGUACGUGCUCUACAUGGUGAGCUACCGCGGCUACCGCACGUGCGACCCUCAGCUCGGCUUCAAGCGCUGGGAGUGCAACCGGCCGCACGCACCGCACGCGCCCAUCAAAUUCUCCGAGAAGUUUCAGCGCUACAGCGCCUUCUCGCUCGGCUACGAAUUCCACGUGGGCCACGAGUAUUACUACAUCUCCACGCCCACUCAUCACCAUGGCCGCAGCUGCCUGAGACUGAGAGUCUACGUCUGCUGCUCAACAGGUACUGCUCUACCAGCAGCUGAUGCAGAUGAUGAAGCACAGCCUACAGAGCCAGACUAUACUCUAAGACCUAACAUGAAAAUCGAUGACCUCGACGACUAUGACAACCAUGAGGUCCCGAAACUGGAGAAGAGCAUCAGUGGCAGCAGUCCAUCCAGGGACCGUCUCCUCCUCACGGUGGCCGCGCUCUUCCUCAUCGCACUCUCCAUCUCCUAGCACUCGCCUGCAGGAAGUCGUCAUGCCACUGAGGCCUAGAGGACUGCAGGAAGAAGGAAGGACAAAACAGUUUUAAAAAAAAAGGAGAGGAGAGGAACAGCAGGAAUAGGACUAGUGGGAUACCAAGGCCUUCUUCUGUUCAACAGUGAAACAUGAACCUGGACUUUAUAAUAACGACUUUACCAAUCAGCUCGAGCCAUACCGUCAGUGUACGAGUGUAUGUGUUAUGUUGUGUGCGUGUGUGUGUGUGUGUGUGUGUGUGUGUGUGUGUGUGUGUGUGUGUGUGUGUGUGUGAGAAACUGAAUGAGUAUUCACACACAUGCUGUUUGCAAAUCAUUCAAGCGAAAACCUCCACUCAGUCUAAUUAGUUAUUUUAUCAACUAAUGAAUGGCCACUUAGCGAUUAAGUUGAAUCGAUGUUCAAGAUGAACGAUGCGUUAACAUUCAAGUCAUUGUGCAUCAUUAGUGGCAGAAAUUUUUUUAAUGUCAAAUAAGGCUGAGGUAAAUGACACGGGGACAUUUUACUCAGCACCUAAAGAGCUUCAUUUUCAAUUCAGUUCAGCAUUUCUGUCUCUCUCUCUCUCUCUCUCUCUCUCUCUCUCUCUCUCUCUCUCUCGCUCUAGCCUCAGUAAACCUGGAUUAUCAGGUUUACAAACACAUCAGAAACAAGAUUGCCUAAUGCCCUCCUCAUGUUUUGAUGAUGGAUUUAAACAGACUUACAGAACUGCCAUCAGCAGAAAUCUCGGUGUAGCUGUCAGGAUAGAAAGGUAGCUUAAGUUUUUCCAAAAUGUCAAUUUCUCUCAAAUUUUUACCAUUUUCUGAUUGUCCGGAUGAAUUUUUAGCACGAACAGCAUAGCGCAAUUCAUAUUCAUAUAUAUAUAUUGGAUUGGCACCCUGUCCAGGGUGUACCCCACCUUGUGCCCAAUGCAUCCUGGGAUAGGCUCCAGGUUUCCCCGUAACCCUGAAGAAGGAUAAGCAGUUUAGAAGAUGGAUGGAUGUAUGU
Messenger RNA from Ictalurus punctatus (channel catfish), 2639 nucleotides. It is a transcript of the gene efna3b, whose product is annotated as ephrin-A3b. Lineage: Eukaryota; Metazoa; Chordata; Actinopteri; Siluriformes; Ictaluridae. The transcript is spliced from 5 exons. Gene Ontology annotation, cellular component: plasma membrane. Gene Ontology annotation, biological process: ephrin receptor signaling pathway; axon guidance. The record is from RefSeq and is a predicted model, not a curated record. The coding region runs from base 963 to 1637 and encodes 224 amino acids. Gene Ontology annotation, molecular function: ephrin receptor binding.